GCAACUUCCGGUACGCGCACGGUCCAUCCCCUUAAUUCGUCCGCUGUUCUGGUUCAGAAGGCCAAAUAGCGACGUUUCGUUGCAAAAACGUCAUGGCUGCAACACUGCGUUUACUGCAUUGUGUGUCAAGACCAGGCUCUUUGGUGACCAGCCAGAAUCUGGUGAGGUCCUUCAGCGUCUCCAUACAAAGGGGAGGAUUCAAGUAUGUGAACGCUCAGGAGCUCGCCACAGACAUGAAGUCCAUCACAGACCGAGCUGCUCAGACGCUGCUGUGGACGGAGCUCUUCAGAGGUAUGAGCAUGACGCUGAGCUACCUAUUCAGAGAGCCCGCCACCAUCAACUACCCGUUUGAGAAAGGCCCACUGUCGCCUCGCUUCAGAGGAGAGCACGCACUGCGCAGGUAUCCAUCAGGAGAGGAGCGCUGUAUCGCCUGCAAGCUGUGUGAAGCCAUCUGCCCUGCACAGGCCAUCACCAUCGAGGCUGAGACUCGCGCAGACGGCAGCAGGAGGACGACUCGCUACGACAUCGACAUGACCAAAUGCAUCUACUGUGGCUUCUGUCAGGAGGCGUGUCCUGUGGACGCAAUCGUGGAGGGCCCCAACUUUGAGUUUUCCACCGAGACUCAUGAAGAGCUGCUGUACAACAAGGAGAAGCUGCUCAACAACGGAGACAAGUGGGAGGCAGAGAUCGCGGCCAACAUACAAGCCGAUUACCUGUAUCGAUAGUCACACGCACACACACUGUACGUCCAUACUGUACAUAAUGUAAGGAGACAUCAGUGUCGUCUCAUCCUGACAUGAUGGACAUGUUUCUGUUUAGAUUUUGUUUCCUGUGGCAUCAUAUAUUUAUUGUUAAAUGACGAAUUAGGGCUGCAACUGACGUUAUUUUCAUCAUCCAUCGAUCUGCUCGUUCGUCUCUUGAUCAGUAGUUUAGACGCGUAGAACGCAGGAGAAACUGAUGGAAUAUAUAUUAAAUCUGUUUCCCAAACCUCAAAAUGAAUGCAUCCCUAAAAUGGCUUUCGUUUUGUCCACGAACCAAACAUUGGUUUACCGUUUACCGUCACAGAAGAGCAAAGGAACCAGAAAAUGUCCACAGUUAAAGGUCCAGUAUGUUAAAUUUAGGCAUGAGCUGCAGAUAAAAUACUUCAUAUUUUUAGUGUACAAUAAGAGAGACGAUAUAUCACGAUAGUAUUUCUAUGGUGCGUGUUGCGAUAUACUCGUGCAACAGUGAGAGUGAGCACUUAGCACCAUCUAGUGGACUGACGCACAAAUUGAUUUUUUUAUUGUUGGAAGUUUUACAAAAGCCCACAAUGGACAAACUAAAUGUGUUUUGAUGCAAACUGAAGGCUCCACAGUUUCUCCUCCACACCUGCAACAGGAAACUAAUAAAUCUAACAUUUAUUAUGAA
Molecule: messenger RNA, 1407 nt
Organism: Solea solea (common sole)
Lineage: Eukaryota; Metazoa; Chordata; Actinopteri; Pleuronectiformes; Soleidae
Gene: ndufs8a
Product: NADH:ubiquinone oxidoreductase core subunit S8a
Exons: 8
Coding region: 93-725 (210 amino acids)
Biological process (GO): mitochondrial respiratory chain complex I assembly; mitochondrial electron transport, NADH to ubiquinone
Cellular component (GO): membrane
Molecular function (GO): NADH dehydrogenase activity; 4 iron, 4 sulfur cluster binding
Source: RefSeq, a predicted model, not a curated record